AUCCGGCGCGAGGCGCCCGGCGCUCAUUGGAAGAGUAGGCUGCGAAGGGUAGGAUGGCGCGAAGAAGCCUGUGGAGCGCGGGCUAGAUCGCCGUGGAGACACACUUAAGGGAACUCACACCGGAGAACGCAAAGCAGGCUCCACUCGGGUGAGCCCGGCGCGCACGGGCCUCUGACUGUAUCCGCCGCCGUCACCCCAGAGAGGUUCUGAGUUACCGAACAAUUGCCCGGACAGAAGCGCCGCCUUGGACGUCUCUCAGUGCUGUCCCUGGUGCAGUGAAGCCUCUCCAGGCUCCGGGCUGACGGUGUGGCCCUGUCACAAAGGGAACCGCGCACCUGGGCUCCGCCACUCUGCUGCACUCAGCUCCCGGGCUGCUCGAGGGGACGACAAGCGCGUCAGAAUUGUGUCCCUGGGAAUCCGUCCAUCUCUGUGGUCACCCCAUUGAAAAAAUGGACGUGGAUCAGUUGGACCUGAAUCCUAGAAUUAUUGCUGCAGUUAAGAAAGCCAAACUGAGGUCAGUAAAGGAGGUUCUGCAUCUUUCUGGACCAGACCUGCAGAGACUGACCCGCCUCUCCGGCCCCGACGUGCAGCGCUUACUGAAGGCGGCCUCCUCACACCUGCAAGGAGGCAGCGUCUGCACAGCGCUCCACCUGCUCCAGCAGGAGGAGCAGUUCCCUGAGCAGCACGAGCGCCUGAGCCUGGGCUGCCCCGUGCUGGACGGGCUCCUCCGCGGCGGGCUGCCCCUGGACGGCAUCACCGAGCUGGCCGGACGCAGCUCCGCCGGGAAGACCCAGCUGGCACUGCAGCUCUGCCUGGCCGUGCAGCUCCCACGGCGACACGGAGGCCUGGGGGCCGGGGCCAUUUACGUGUGCACAGAGGACGCCUUCCCCAGCCAGCGUCUGCAGCAGCUCAUCGCUCAGCAGCAGCGCCUGCGGAUAGAUGUCCCAGGGGACGUGCUCAGGAAAAUCAAGUUUGGCCACCAGAUCUUCAUCGAGCACGCAGCCGACGUGGACACCCUGCUGGAGUGCGUGCGUAAGAAGGUGCCUGUGCUGCUGUCGCGGGGUAUGGCCCGCCUGGUGGUCAUCGACUCCGUGGCAGCCCCGUUCCGUUGUGAGUUUGACCAGGCGGCCUCGGCCCUCAGGGCCCGGCAUCUGCAGGCGCUGGGGGCCGAGCUGCGCCGGCUGAGCUGCACCUUCCGGAGCCCCGUGCUGUGCAUCAACCAGGUGACGGAAUCCACAGAGGAGCGGGGUGUGGCAGCCGGGCCGCCGGGUGUCGGGGGAGAGCGGGCUUCUCCGGCCCUGGGCAUAACCUGGUCCAACCAGCUCCUGGUGAGGCUGAUGGCCGACCGGCUGCGCCCUGAGGAGGCCGCCUCCGCCGCGCCCCGCCGCACCCUGAGGGUGCUCUCCGCCCCCCACCUGCCGCCUUCGUCCUGUUCCUACACGGUCACCGCCGAGGGUGUGCGGGGGACACCUGGGACUGAGUCCUGCUGACGUGUGGCCCUCCCUCUGGUUAGGGUCCCCUCAGGUACCAGGGGCUGCAGGAAGCGCCCAGAAUCCACAGCCUGCCCCCACCCCCACCGGCUGCUGCAGCGUCUCUACAAUAAGCAGCAGCUUCCUCCCCCUGGGCCCACGUUAGCUCCCGCCCGGAUGCAGGCCCCUGGGCCCCGGCCAGACAGGGCCUCCACCUUGACCCCCACAGGCUCCGCAUCCCCUUCCCAAAGCUCCCAACACCCACGCCUCGGGCCACAGCGGGGCCGAGGUCAGACGAGUGCCCACUGGCCCUCCUCACCCCGUGGUUGGGCUGUCGGCUCCUGGCCGCCAGCACACCCCCUGGCCCCGGUCUGGCACAGGGUGGAGAACACACGGCAGGCCAGGCCGCAGGGUCCGGGAGAGGCAUCGGGGCCGGGGGAGGUGCCUUGUGCGCUGCCCCUGCCACCAGCCCCCCAGCCCGCAGCGAGCGCUAGCAGCCUCGGCGCCGGCUUGGCCCAUCUGCCGGGAAAUCCGUUCUGGGCAGACGAGAACUAUUCUAAAGGGAGAGCACAUCCCGCUGUGCCCUCAGUGCCUCCUCCAAGGCUGGCCACAGUGGCCGGGACCGUCAGCCCUGGCCUGGGGGCGCAUCCACUCUGGCAGGGCGCUCCUGCACUGUGCAUAGAACUCGGGACCUCCCAUCAGCCGGGGUCCUGCUGCAUCGGGCCAGAAACUCCAGAAUCUGAGCAUCUGGUCGUGGCAGCACAAGGCCCCACGGUCACCAAGGGACGUGACUGCCCAGUUCCGGCAGGGCUGCGCCGCCUUCACCCCCAUCAUCACCCUGCCUCUGCCCCCUCCCCGCUGCUGCCCGGCACAGAGCAGCCCCGGCCGGACAGACGUGCCGGGAAGGCACUUGCAGCCCCUGGACCCUCACCAGCGCUUGCUCUUUGCCAGGCACUGUCCUCAGGACUCAUACACGUGACGUCUGUCCUCACAGCCUGGGGCAGCCCUGUCACUGCACUUUCAGCGCCCUGGCCACCCUCCCACAGCUCCAGGAGCUAGACACUGGUCCCAAGCUCCCACGGGCUCACUGGGGCGGGGCGGUAAACCCGUCACGGGGCACACGCUUUGUGCACGUCAUUCUAGGACUGGAUGAUCCAGUUACAACUUUCAUCAUGUUUUCAAAGUAGUCUGUGACCCUAAAAAGACUGGGUGCCUAACGUUAAACAGGAAAGGGUUCUUUUAGGGUUGGAGUUUUACAAGAGAGCCUUUCCACAAAAGUACAGGGGCUUUACAACAGGAAAUAAAACACUUUAUUUUUGUAAGUAAA
This is a messenger RNA of Aethalodelphis obliquidens (Pacific white-sided dolphin), 2796 nucleotides long. RefSeq names its product X-ray repair cross complementing 3 (gene XRCC3). Bases 450 to 1490 code for a protein of 346 amino acids. Gene Ontology annotation, molecular function: ATP-dependent DNA damage sensor activity; four-way junction DNA binding; ATP binding. The transcript has 9 exons. NCBI's taxonomy places the organism in Eukaryota, Metazoa, Chordata, Mammalia, Artiodactyla, Delphinidae. The record is from RefSeq and is a predicted model, not a curated record. Gene Ontology annotation, cellular component: replication fork; Rad51C-XRCC3 complex. Gene Ontology annotation, biological process: double-strand break repair via synthesis-dependent strand annealing; telomere maintenance via recombination; resolution of mitotic recombination intermediates.